AUGUCAUCAACGAAACGGGUAUUCAAGCAUGUGAAAGCAAUACAAGAUUUUGCAUGCCCAAGAACAAUUAAAGGUGUACGUUCAUUCUUAGGAAUGGUAUCAUAUUACAGAAAAUUCAUUAAAAAUUUUGCAUCAAUCGCGGCUCCUCUUCAUCAGUUAACGGGAGGUACAAAAUCAUCGAAAGAACAACCAAGAAGAACAAGUCAUGACACAUCAACAAUUGUAUGGAGACCCGAACAUCAAGAAGCAUUUGAAACAUUAAAAGAGAAGCUGAUUAACCCACCAGUAUUAGCAUUCCCAACAACAAACGGUACAUUUAAAUUAAAUUUAUAUACUGGCAGAGUACAUCUUGCUAUUCUGACAUAA
This is a messenger RNA of Didymodactylos carnosus, 366 nucleotides long. Lineage: Eukaryota; Metazoa; Rotifera; Eurotatoria; Philodinida; Philodinidae. The record is from the annotation of a GenBank genome assembly.